CCGUCGCUUUAUUUGGUCAAUAGGAUUGUCUGGAAUCGCCUCCCCGGUCCGUGAAUGCCUAUGGUCCUCUGCGUUUACUGUCGUUGCAUGGAUCGUCUCUCCGACUCUACCGUGGCCGAAGAAUGACCAACGUCCCUCACUCCCCCUCAGGCUCCGGCAGAGCACCCAACACAGCUUCUUUCUCUUCGGGACCCAACAUAAUAUCCUACCCUCGAAGAUCGUCGUACGCCUCUGUCGUCUCGGGAGCCGCAUCCACACACCCUCCGGCUUGGUCUGGCGCCCCCGCGAGUCUGGGAACAGCCACCCCGAGCAGUUCAUACCCCCCUCAGUACAACCGGCUACACAGGCAGGCGGGUUACAGUUUCGAUGAAGAAAUGCAGAUGAACGGUGGAGCAAGUUCUGGGAACAAUAGCUGGCGGAGGGCCGCCGGCCUGCCGGACCACUCGCGGCAGUUUGCAAAGGCCCUGGCAUACGGGAGCGGAGGAGCAGUAGGAGGAGGAGGAGUAGUAGGGGGAGCAGGAGCAGGAGGGCCGAUCUUCAUGCAGCAGACAAAUCAGUUCUUCACGCCGUCGUAUCUGAAGAGCUCGAAGUAUAUCGCUCAGUUGGCGGCGGCUAAUAAGUCUAAAGCAACGGGGCACAAGGAGUCCUCUUCCGCACAGUCGUCGAAUGCACCCUCCCUCUCUACGAGCUCGAGCAAUGCCAAUCUACACCGGAUGGCGCCGUCUCAUCGGGGAAUGACGUAUGAUAUCAUUGAACAUAACGCUUCGAGCGACGAGGAUACAUUGUCGCCUUUACCUUCGAGGUGGAACGAGUUGGACAAAUAUAGCGGUUUGGAUUUAAUGGGUGAUGGGCUGGAGGUCCGAUACAUGGGCCAAGCGAACAAACAAGAGCUUGAAGCGGCUGCCGUUCGGGCCAAUCAUCCUAUGCCGCCCCAGUGUGGGAUUUACUACUACGAGGUUACUAUAAUAGCGAAAUCAGCAGAUGGGAUGAUCGGUAUGGGGUUCUCGAACAAUAAGGCAUCUCUGGAGAGACUUCCAGGUUGGGAGCAGGAAUCGUGGGCUUAUCAUGGAGACGAUGGAAAGACCUUUUUUGGCGACAAUCAAGGACAAGGAAAGCCGUAUGGGCCUACCUUUGGAGUGGAAGACACCAUCGGCUGCGGUGUUAAUUUUGCAACGGGGACCGCGUUUUUCACAAAAAAUGGAAUGUUCCUUGGCAAUGCAUUCCGUGACUUGAAGCUCGGCAAAGUGUUUCCGUCCAUUGGGAUGAAGAAGUAUCCUGGAUGCCAUGUCAAAACGAAUUUUGGGCAAUUCCCUUUUGUGUUUGAUAUUGAUGGAAUGAUGGCUCAAGAGAGACGCAACAUCCAAAUGGAUAUACGGUCUACGAAUGUUUCACACCUACAUCCACCGUUAACCGAGUCAGUGCUGCUUCAAGAACUUGUCGCACAGUUUUUGGCCCAUGACGGCUAUGUGGAAACUGCUCGGGCAUUUGCCGAAGAGGUCAGAGAGGAAACGAAAGCAUUGCAAAACGGCCGCGUUACGCCAUUGAAAGAUUAUACCAUUGAAGACGAUGCCGAUGCGGUUAACAGACAACAGAUACGCACGGCUAUACUUGACGGAGACAUCGACAAGGCAUUGGAGUUGACAAAAACUUACUAUGACACCGUAUUAGAAAACAAUCCUCAGAUAUAUUUCCGGUUAAGAUGCAGAAAAUUCCUGGAGAUAGUGCGUAGUUAUUCCGAACCGGAGACCUCGCAGCCGGGCAAGCGAGUCAAAUCGACCAAUGAGCCGGCAGGCGACAAUUCCGGAGAUAUUUUCACACACGAUAUGGAACUGGACCAUCAGAUGCAAGACGUUCAGGACCCCGAGGAAAUGGACACCGAGCCGGCGGCGAAAGAUUUGUACCGUGCGAAAGAAGCACUUGAGUACGGGCAGCAGUUAAAAGCAGAUUACAUGAACGAUGACAAGAAGCAAUAUGAGAAGACGCUGAAUGAUAUAUUUUCCUUGGUUGCAUAUUCGGACCCGAAGACGUCGCCUCAUGGACACCUACUAGACUCCAGUGGGCGGGUUGUGGUCGCAGAGGAGCUUAAUUCUGCGAUUCUAGUGUCCCUGGGCAAAUCCUCUUCCGCGGCCCUGGAGCGGCUCUAUCAGCAGACCGAGGCGCUCAUCAACGAAAUAAGCGAGGACGGCGGCGUAGGAGCGUUUAUCAAUGUUCGAAAUGACUAUUUAACAGGAUAAAUUUGGGACCACUCAAAGGGUAACUAGUAUGCAAAGUAUUUGGAAUGGGAGGCGGGGAGGAAAGGGGUUUGGGAGUCAACCAGGCAUAUUUAUUUUUCCUAUUUUUCCUUAAAUAACAGCAUGGCUUUAUUUUCUUUUCUUUUCUUCUCUUUUAAUUAUGGCUGUUGUUACCGUUUUCCUUUUUCAUGGUAUCGAUCAAGUUGUAUCUGAUCCUCCUCCCCUUCAUGGUUUUGCGGCCUUUCUUUCUUUCUUUCUUUUUUUUUUUUUGUCCCCCUUUCUUUUUUAACCUGAUGUGAACCCUGCGGCCGGGGAGAAUGAGGAGGAGGAUAGUGGUUUAUCAAGGUUAUUCGAGGCAGAGCAUAUAACUAGACUGCAUACCUUACUCCCUA
This is a messenger RNA of Coccidioides posadasii C735 delta SOWgp, 2623 nucleotides long. RefSeq lists its product as uncharacterized. The record is from RefSeq and is a predicted model, not a curated record. Gene Ontology annotation, biological process: proteasome-mediated ubiquitin-dependent protein catabolic process. Gene Ontology annotation, molecular function: protein binding. Gene Ontology annotation, cellular component: cytoplasm; nucleus. Lineage: Eukaryota; Fungi; Ascomycota; Eurotiomycetes; Onygenales; Onygenaceae.